AAAAAAUAUUCUGCAAUAAAAACAAGUUCCUAUACAGUUAGUUUUAGUGAUCAACAUGGAGCUCUUCAUACUACUGAGUUUCUUUGUAUCAUUGUGUGUUGGUGGCCCAAAACCUAGUUCAGACUAUAUUCCAAUUAUACCCGGAGACAACAGUCAUUACGUAGAGGGAGUGAGCCGGUAUGUGUGGAUACCAGAUGGAGAUGAUGUACCACAUCUAGUUGAUCUUCACGCGAAAACUGAAAAUUUUGCCUCUAAAAGUGGUGCUCAAAACGAAUACUGGCUUUAUACUAGGCGUAAUCCCAACAAUCACCAGGUUUUAAGGAACAACAAUGCAAAUUCCGUACGAAACUCGAACUACAACCCAAACCUACCAACAGCUGUUAUUGCACACGGAUGGAACGGUGACGGAAAUUCUAAAGUGAACACCUAUGUCCGGGAUGCUCUUCUUCAUAUUGGCGAAUACAAUGUCAUUGCUCUGGAUUGGCGUAGAGGUGCAAGUGGGUUGUAUUCAUCUAGUGUACGCGCGGUUCCUGACGCUGGAGAACAUCUUGCUUUCUUUUUAAGCUGGUUGAUCUCGAAUUUUGGUGGUAAUUGGAACAACGUCCACCUUAUUGGCUACAGCUUGGGAGCUCAUGUUGUUGGAAAUGCUGGUCGUACACUCGGCAGACGGGUGGCACGAAUUUCUGGUCUGGACCCGGCUGGACCUCAAUUUGGUAGAAGCCCGCAAGCCUUAAACGCACAGGACGCUACCUAUGUAGAGUGCAUACAUACUGACGGUGGUACGAUGGGUAUCUUCGACCCUAUAUGUCAGACUAACUUCUACCCUAAUGGCGGCAACAACCCACAGCCUGGCUGUUGGAUUAACACUUGUUCUCACAGCCGCAGCUAUCAACUAUAUGCUGCAACUGUACGAUACGACCGCUUUAUCGGUAGACAGUGUGCAAAUCUUGAUGAAGCUCGCAGGAAUAGAUGUGGUGGUGCCCAAAUGCGUAUGGGCAACGCUAAUUUGAAUAAAAGAGGAUUUGGACUGUACGGACUAUCGACUGGUGGCGAAUGGCCGUACUAAAAACCUACGACUGAACACAUUUUUUAAAUCUACGCAACCUAUAGAAAAACUUUCUUUCUAACCAUAGAGAUCUGUAUUAUAUUUAUAUAUAUAUAUAUAUAUAUAUAUAACUUUUCAUAUAUAUAUAGCAUGGUUAUAUAACUGUCUCGUUUAAAUCGAUAAACAGUUGUAUUGAACAUUAUACACUUACAGUACACAAAUAAAUAAAAAUAUAGAAACAAUAUACACAUAUAUAUCUUAACACAAUCAUAGAUUAUAAUUUAAACAUUAUAAUCUAUGAUUGAUGAAAUUAUGAUCAUUAAUUAUUAUAUAAUUCUAGUUAUUAAUGAUUACUAAUCUGAUUGGUAGUUUUAUUAUUAAUGACGGCAGAAUUAUUUAUAUCUUUUAAUAAAAAAUCAAAGUUCAAAUUAAGAUAAAAAAAUAUUAAAAUAUAUUUAAUUUAUUUAAUAAAGGUAGAUUUUUGGUAUGUGUGUUUAUGGGCUGGAUGGCUGCCCUUUUUGAGCGUCCCGCAGGCUCAUAUGCCUCCGUAUUACAU
Messenger RNA from Pieris brassicae (large cabbage white), 1601 nucleotides. RefSeq names its product pancreatic lipase-related protein 2-like. Gene Ontology annotation, molecular function: lipase activity. The transcript has 5 exons. NCBI's taxonomy places the organism in Eukaryota, Metazoa, Arthropoda, Insecta, Lepidoptera, Pieridae. Gene Ontology annotation, biological process: lipid metabolic process. The record is from RefSeq and is a predicted model, not a curated record. Bases 56 to 1066 code for a protein of 336 amino acids.